Taeniopygia guttata (zebra finch) is the source of this 1383-nucleotide messenger RNA. NCBI's taxonomy places the organism in Eukaryota, Metazoa, Chordata, Aves, Passeriformes, Estrildidae. The record is from RefSeq and is a predicted model, not a curated record.
AUGUAUUAUGUACCAAGAAGCAGUUUUCAACAAUUCAAAUUUACCAUUUUGGCCAUUGACUUAAGACUUUCAAAACGUUCUCCUAAGAUUACUCAGAAGCUGGAGAACUGGGGAGCACAGACACAUCUGAAAAGCUCCACAGCUAUGUUUGAAAUGGCUGUACAUGGGUAUUACUUUUACCACUCAGUUAUUGCUCCUGAAAGGGCAAUGUACAAACACCAGUGUGCAGUGACUAAUCACCAACGCAUCAUCAAACGCAGCAGGGCCUGUAUUUCUCGCCGUUUUACCUACACUGGAAGGCACCCUCGUCAGUGGCACAGCGGCGUAGCUACAGCGGAGCUCCGGGACAGGAGCACCACAGGCACUGCCGGAGUGCUGCCCUUUACCCCCGCCCGUGGAGGGGCCGUGCCCCGCCGGCCCUGCCCGAGCGCGGCAGCCCCGGCCGAGCUGGGGGCUGCUGGGGCUGCUUGCCCAGCCCCGGCCCGGCCCGGCCCGGCCCGGCAGGCGCUCCCCGCCGCCCGGCAAGGGCGCUCGCCCAGCCCGGCCCGGGAGGCCGCGGGCAGCGCUGACCAGCGGCCGGCGGCAGCCCCGGACCCCCAGGCCGCCGCGGGCCCCGAGAGCAAUUUUGGGCACUCGGAGAUCCCCCAGUGCCACGGAGGAGACGCGGGGAGCUCCCACCACGCUCGUUUCAGGUCCGGCAGCCGUGCGGGGCCCCGCGGGCCGGGGUGCCCCCGUGCCUCCCAGCACGGGGAGAGAGAGAGGGGCCGCCCCCUCUCCCAUCCCGGCACCCCAACUCCGCCCGCCCUGCGCUGCCCUCAGCGCUGCCCUGCUCGCUCACCCGCGUCCCGGCCGCCGCCGCCGCCGCUCCCGCUGUGCUCGCUCUCCCCGCCCGGCCGCUCGCAGCCGCCCCGGCGCUGCCGACGCACCAACAUGGCUGAUGGGAGAGUCCGCGCCACGUCAAGGGGCAGAGAGCGGGGGCGGGCUGAGCCCCGCCGCUCGCCCGCCCCCGGGGCAGCCCCCCGGCCUGCCCGGCCCGGGCAGCGGGGCCGCUUCAGCCGUCCCACGGCUCCGACUGUCGCUUCGCCGCCUUGGCAGCUCCUGCUCGCGUGUGUGUGUUCGCUACCCUGUUCGGCUGUCUUCUGAAGGCCGGUCGUCUGCAUCUCGAUCCCAAAUCCAUUCAGUUUCGGGAAUUGUUUUUCACAAGCCUGUCAUGAAGGACCAGAACAGUAACCUCUGUCUUUCCUGAGAUGUCGUAGUGCAAUUAAUCCAGACAUGGGGGAGAACUGAAAAGCAUUCUGCUGACUGGCUACCAUAUCCUGCCUCCUUCACUGCAACUCGGAAAACAUUCUGUGACCAUCAAGCAAAUACAAGUUACUAAAACAA